Molecule: messenger RNA, 1026 nt
Organism: Aspergillus nomiae NRRL 13137
Lineage: Eukaryota; Fungi; Ascomycota; Eurotiomycetes; Eurotiales; Aspergillaceae
Product: phenylacetaldoxime dehydratase family protein
Exons: 1
Coding region: 1-1026 (341 amino acids)
Source: RefSeq, a predicted model, not a curated record
AUGUGGGGAGUAAAACUACCCGCAGGAACCCCCAUUGUCACCGCGGUCUUUGGAAUCCAACACGACCCUUCCAGGGACAACUCUACCCUCAUAAACAUCUUUGACAGCCUGAUAGUCAACCAGCCCGCCCGCAUUGAAAACCUCGAACAGGACAACCCCGUCCCAACCCGCGUCUGGCUCACAUAUUGGCCCUCCACCGCCGCGUAUCAGAAAUGGUGGACCAGUGAGCCUGUCGCCUCGUUCUGGGGCUCCCUCCCUGACGACGCCGGCGUGUACCGCGAGAUUCUCACUAUGCCGCCUGGCAAGACGCAACAUGGAACGAGCAUCACAGACCGUCCAUCUGGCAUGGCACCCUUGGGUAAAUUCGAGUCAAUUCUUGAUAAAUCGGGGUAUUGGGGAUGCUACUAUGAUCGGAUGAGUGAUGUCAAUAAGAGGGAGAGUAAACUCCCCACUCCAGUCACCAAGAAGCCGACCAGGACACAUCCAUUGUCUAUUACGCCCAGCACCGGCAGCAAUCUGCCCAUCCGCAGAGGAAGAAUCCAACUUCCCACUCUACCGGAUAACAUAGCAUUUGUGGUCGAGGGUCAAGACCACGGUCUUAUCCUCCCAGAGGAAAAAGAGCACUGGCUCGAGAACUUCGACCAGCUAACAACAAAUUGGAUAUGCGAUCUAGUCGAAGCGGGCCCAGAAAAGGGGAUUUUGGAUUCGAGAUUAUGCUACCGCCCUGACAGUGGGACGUACAAGGACGCCGAUUCCCCGCCGCGGGAGUUAAGCUUCAACGACAAGGUACAGCUGUUCUAUUUCUUGGAUAUGGAGGCAAUGCAAAAAUUUGGGAGGGAGAAUGCAGGGCAUGUUAAGCUGCGACGCGAGUUCGCGCAGAGUUAUGGGCCGAAGGGUGUGAUGACUGAAUUGCCUGGGCAGUUGCGCUUGUGGGUUGAGACUAGCAUCUUGAAGGGGAAAGAUAUGGAGUGUGAGUAUGUUGGAUGUAUUGAGGGGACGGGGUUGAUGGGAUUGAAUUGGGGUUGA